Molecule: messenger RNA, 3058 nt
Organism: Scophthalmus maximus (turbot)
Lineage: Eukaryota; Metazoa; Chordata; Actinopteri; Pleuronectiformes; Scophthalmidae
Product: relaxin-3 receptor 1-like
Exons: 3
Coding region: 572-1831 (419 amino acids)
Biological process (GO): immune response; G protein-coupled receptor signaling pathway
Cellular component (GO): membrane
Molecular function (GO): G protein-coupled receptor activity
Source: RefSeq, a predicted model, not a curated record
AAAAAUGUGAGCACAAGAGAUAAUUCGUGUUUAAAGGUUUAUUCGUGAUUUAUUGGACAGUUGGUUGCAACUCUUCACUAAGAAGUUGCUGUUAUAAGAGGCUAAUCGGCUAAUAAUCAUAAAAAGCGCAGUAUUGCAUGACGGUGCCGGACAUGUGCGCCACCUAGCGGUGGGCGAGAGGCCAGCGAGUAUAAAAUCCUCCGGUCUGUGGAGGUUGCCAGCAUCAGCAUCACCCCUCACCGAGGCUGCAUCGAGUCGGAAUUCGGGCUCCAAAGUAUACGCAGCCUCAGAUUCACAAGCUCCAGUGGGACACUUAUAUAUUAUUCUAUUAUUUUAUAUUUUUCGCAACUGGGGAAAAUGAACAAAAUGCGAGCAGACACACUUUUACAAAUCACUCGGUUCAAUUACGCAACUCUGACCUCCCGCUGAGACUCCGCACACCACGCGCAGGACGCCCACGACCCCGCGCGCCAGCACUCCGGACGCGUGGCCUGAGAGAGGAGGGCAACCUGCGGGAAAAGAGAAAAGUAACUCGCCCGCAGACCUCUUGUUCUUCUCUCUCCGCGGCACCAUGCAGAGCAACAGCAGCGCCUCCGGACCCCCGACGGCCCUGAGUGCGUGCGGAGAACAGGACGAGCGCGAGAUCUCCAAACUGGUCAGUCCCACGGGCGCAGCCUCCAACCUGGCGGCUGUCAACCUCUCUCUGAACUGUUGGCUGCACAUCCUCUCCGAGGAGUCCUCGCUGGACCUGCACGGAGACGGCGCCAACCUGGCAGUGCGGAUCCUCAUUGCCCUGGUCUACCUGGUGGUGUGCGUCCUGGGGCUUGUGGGUAACUUCCUGGCACUCUUCCUGCUCCGCUCCCGCCACCGGGGCCACCGCCACUCCUCCAUCGACUGCUUUGUGAUGAGCCUGGCGCUGACGGACCUCCAGUUCGUCCUCACCUUGCCCUUCUGGGCCGUGGACACGGUGCUGGACUUCCGCUGGCCCUUCGGCCGGGUCAUGUGUAAGAUGGUGAGCUCGGUCACCACCCUAAACAUGUACGCCAGCGUCUUCUUCCUCACCGCCAUGAGUGUGACCCGCUACCGCUCCCUGGUGACCUCCCUUAAGAUGGACAGCCCUACAGUCGCCACUGCUCGAGCCAAGUGGGCCAGUUUAGCCAUCUGGGUGGUGUCGCUGGUGGCUACACUGCCUCAUGCAUUCUACUCCACUACAGUCCAGGUAUCCGCUGAUGACGAGCUGUGCUUGGUGCGAUUCUCCGACUCCGACUCGGGCCACUGGGACCCACAGGUCCUGCUUGGACUCUAUCAAACACAAAAAGUCCUGCUGGGAUUUGUCGUGCCCUUGGUCGUCAUCAGCGUGUGCUACCUCCUCCUCCUGAGGUUCGUCCUGAGCCGGCGCGUCGUAGGCAGCGUGGUCAGUGAAGGCAUCGCAGAGAGGUCAGAGUGCGAGAGGGGACGCCACCGCCGCCGCUCCAAAGUCACCCGCUCCGUUACCAUCGUAGUUUUGUCCUUCUUCAUCUGCUGGCUGCCCAACCAGGCCCUCACCCUGUGGGGGGUGUUGAUCAAGUUUGACAUGGUGCCCUUCAGCAAAGCCUUCUACAACACGCAGGCCUAUGCCUUCCCCCUGACUGUGUGUCUGGCGCACGCAAACAGCUGCCUCAACCCUGUGCUCUACUGCCUGAUCCGACAGGAGUACAGAGCCGGACUGAAGGACCUUCUGCUGAGAGUGUCCCACUCCAUCCGACGUGUUCUCACUCUGGCUCUCAGAGGCAGACAAGUGGAGGAGGCACCGUCCAGCCUGGUGAUGAUACAUAAAGACAUCGACGCGUGAUUUACAGAGGGAACAGUUGACGUUUUGGGAAGUGUGCUUAUUGACUUUUCACUUGCUCGGAGUGAGAUGAGAGGAUUUAUGCCACUCAUCGGUUUGUACAUUGAAGCUUAGCUUAGCAUUAAGAUAAAACCUCUACAGCUGUAUCUAGUGUGUUUAACCCGCACAGAAGCCGAAGUGUAAAAAAACGUCCACACAGUGUUUUACAAAAGGUUACAUGUUAGACUAUUUCUCGGUUGACUUUGGUUUUUGUACGUAAGACAAAUGAUAGACGAGGUCUGAUUCAGAGGUGCCGAUCAGUGAAUUCUGUUGCCAUGCGGACUGUGCCCCCGUUUCCAGCCUACAGAGAAUGGAAAUAGUUGCACAGGGUUCAUAUUUAACAUACAAGAGACACAAGAGGGAUCACUCUUCUCUUCUAACUUUCAGAAAGAAAUCCCGUUUCCCAACAUGUCAAACUUUCCCUAUGAUACAUUCCUCCCUCAGCUGAUGCAGAGGCAGCUGCUGACGCCACUUCACAGUUUCAUGGUUAUCACUGGGGAUUUUGACAAGGUCACAUUGGACCAAUCACUUCCCAACUUUACAACCGGAACAUCCAAGCUUGGGAUCAAUAAAGUACCUAUCUUAUCUCACCUAUCUUAUCUUAUCACAAAGGAAGUGCUCCUUUGUGAAUCAACUCUGCGUGCCAUGUUUUCUUUGGUCCGACACUGACACGACGCGCCUGAACAACUAUAUUUUGCCUUUCGUCAUGGACUUCCAUGAAAAACUUUUCACUGCGUCACUGUGGAACUAUAUUCUCCUGGGUAAAUAUACAAGUAGACUGAAAACGAUCAGACCGAGCUCUAAUCAUUCAGCUCUGAGUUACAGUUUUUUUUCCCAUUCAAUCAAGAAUUAUGCAGUGUAAUGUUUGAGUAGCUGGACCUGUGAAAAUAUAUUUUUACUUUGCAUCUCAAACAGCCACACGUGCAGUUGUGAGGACUGUAAGAUUGUGACAUUUCCACUAGGAGUGAUGUGUUUAAUAUCUGUUUGUGUUAUUUUAGCUAACUCAAAUCUGGGCAUCAGAACUCAUCAUAUGCAGUAAAUCUUAACUCCGGGAUAUUGGUUUGUUUUUUUAAGUGGAGGUAUUGUUUGAUGCUAUCAUGGAGCUGUCAGCCCUUUUCACGUCUCUCUGUGUCUGCCUUGCUGUGCCGCUGUGAAUAGUUUUGUGAAUACACGUGUUCUGUGACAUUAAAA